Molecule: messenger RNA, 1103 nt
Organism: Choloepus didactylus (southern two-toed sloth)
Lineage: Eukaryota; Metazoa; Chordata; Mammalia; Pilosa; Megalonychidae
Product: transcription factor 24-like
Exons: 3
Coding region: 220-621 (133 amino acids)
Source: RefSeq, a predicted model, not a curated record
AGGAUGGAGUGACCGGUGCGGCCCUGGCCACGCAGACCGGGCUCCACACCCAUCGCCCGCGAGCACCUCUAUCCAGGAAAGCGCGCCAGGCUCGAGAAGCCGCCAGGGACCGCGAAGUCCCCGCAGCAGCCCCCUGAACACCGGGCUCGCACCCGCGCCUGCCGCCCGCAACUCGAGCCCCAGCCGAACCUGACCAUUGGCCGGACGGGACUGGAUACAAUGGUGCCGGGCGGCGGCUCAGGUACCAGGGGCGGGCGACCUGCGGUGGGAGCGCAGCCGCGAGCAGACACUGCGCAGGCCUUCCUGGAGCUGCAGCGAUUGCUGCUGUCGGUGCCUCCUCACCCCGAGCUCUCCGAGCUGGACAUGCUGCUGCCGGCCACCACCUCCAUGGCGACCUCACCUGCAGCCUGCAAGACGACGCCAAGGUGCCCGCAGAGCCUGGGCUGGGUACCCUGCGCUGAGACGGCCACCUGCGCCCAGUCAAGAAAUGGCCCAUGCGAUCAAGAUUAUACAUCGGUGCUACAGGUCAUCACACCCGGGGGCAGCUCCUCUGCCCAGUGCAACCAGCAGUGGUUUCAGUGUUCACCAGGAGCUUGGGGGACAGAAGAAGCCCUGAAGUAGAGAUGUCUGUCAGGGAACACAGUGAACCCCCAAACUACAGGUUACCUAUCUCUUGGAUAGAGUGGAGUUGGCAGAGAAUAUGGUAAGUUUAUAUUUAAGUUUUUAAGAAACAAACAAUUCUCCAAAGUGGCCACACCAUUUUGCAUUCUGACCAGACAUGUAUCCAGGUUUCAGUUUCUCACACCUUCAUCAGCACUUGGUAUAUCUAUCUUGAUUGUAGCCAUUCUAUUGUGUGUGGUGAUGACUCAUCACAGAUUUUAAUUUAUAUUGCCAUAACAAUGAAUGAUGUUGAACAUCUUUUUGUGCCUUUAAUAGGCAGCCUGUAUCUUCUUCAGUGAAAUAUUCAACUAUUUUGCCUAUUUUUGAAGUGUGGUUUGACACUUAAAAAGGGAGACCAAGAAGGGAGACCAAAUAUUAUACUUCAUUUACCUCUAACUUUGUUUUGGGUGCUUAUCUAUAUAUGUAUUUGUUUAUUUGAUAAA